AUGCGAGCUCAACACUUCAACGACCCUUUAGCUGAGGAAUUCUCUCAUCAACUUCUACAAAUUAGAAAUGGCACCUUACCAUUGAAUAACACCCUGCAGCAGCAUGUCCUGCAAUGUGGCCACAUGGUGCCUACAUUGACCGAGCUUAAAGAAAAGGUAUUUUCCACAUCACAAGACAACUUCAAAAACAUAGCAUGGUUUGCAGAGAGAGCAAUUUUAGCACUUCAGAAUGAAAGCAUUGAUAAAGUAAACCAUGAACUCCUCCACAUUCUACCUGGAGAUGCUUCAAUGUUUGUCUCCAUUGAUACUACCAUCGACGAACAUACCGCUGUUGAGUAUGCAGUUGAAUUUCUCUACACCCUACAACCCACAGGACUGCCACUGCAUAAGUUGUUCCUAAAGAAAGGUGCACUUAUCAUGCUCUUGAGGAAUUUGGAUCCACCGCGACUAUACAAUGGUACAAGAUUGAUUAUAACUACAAUGACAAGUCAUGUCCUAGAAGCAACCAUUAUUGCUGGCUGCCAUUGA
Molecule: messenger RNA, 528 nt
Organism: Octopus bimaculoides (California two-spot octopus)
Lineage: Eukaryota; Metazoa; Mollusca; Cephalopoda; Octopoda; Octopodidae
Source: RefSeq, a predicted model, not a curated record